This is a messenger RNA of Harpia harpyja (harpy eagle), 2625 nucleotides long. RefSeq names its product membrane primary amine oxidase-like. The transcript has 4 exons. Gene Ontology annotation, biological process: amine metabolic process. Lineage: Eukaryota; Metazoa; Chordata; Aves; Accipitriformes; Accipitridae. Gene Ontology annotation, molecular function: copper ion binding; primary methylamine oxidase activity; quinone binding. The coding region runs from base 21 to 2291 and encodes 756 amino acids. Gene Ontology annotation, cellular component: plasma membrane. The record is from RefSeq and is a predicted model, not a curated record.
CUGUCUCUGCACUUGGAGAGAUGAACCCCAAACUUCCCUAUGUUCUCCUGGUCGGGGCUGCAGUGAUAAUCUUCAUUCUUUCCUGCAUGCUGCUGAGCAGGGGGAGGCGAUCACCCAGCUGCGAAUCCCAGCCCCGCAUCGUGGAGAAGACAGGAUCCACGAGCCAGAGCCUGGUCUUUGCCGAUCUGACGCCCGAAGAGAUGGUGCAAGUGGUGCGGUACCUGCAGGGAAACCUUGGGGUGCAGCUGGUUGAUGCCUCGCGUGCAAAACCCUCCGACAACUGCAUCGCCUCCGUCGACCUGCAGGUCCCUGCCAAGGCGGAGGUGCUGCGGUUCCUGGAUGGUGGAGGGGCUCGCCCCCCCCGAGAGGCGCUGGCUGUGCUGUACUUUGGGAACCAGCCAGACCCCAACGUCACCGAGUACGUGGUGGGUCCGCUGCCGAUGCCGGCAUAUCACCGGGACAUCACGGUGCAGAAGUACAGGGGGAACGUGCCGUACCACCGCAGACCGAUGCUGGGGAGUGAGUACGAGCAGGUGGGAGCAUUCUUAGAGAAGGUGGCAUUUGCUGCAGCCCCAACCUUCCUGAAAGAAGUCUUUGAGUACGACAGCACCAACGUGGCGUUUCAGACCACAGCCCCUCAUGGGUUACGGUCUGGAGACCGUAAGUCCUGGUUCGUCGUGUUUCAGAACGUGAGCGGGUUCUUUGUGCACCCAGUGGGGCUGGAGGUGCUGGUGGACCACAGCAGCCUGGACAUCUCCCAGUGGGCAGUGAGCAGGGUCUUCUACAACGGGCAGUACUACAGGGACAUGGUUCAGCUGGAGAGUGCCUACGUGCAGGGUCGCAUCAGCGUGCAGAAGGUGAGGAAAGCGCCGCGGGAUGGGGACUUCUCGUCCAUGAAGCCCCGAGCACCCUUGGCUGCACUGUUCCCUUUGCAGUACGAGCCCCAGGGUCCCCGCUACAGCGUCAGGAACAACCACGUCCUCUUCCAGGCCUGGAGCUUUGCCUUUGGGAUGAGCGUGAACACAGGCCUGCGCCUGUUUGACGUCCGACACAAGGGGGAGAGGGUUGCCUAUGAAAUCAGCGUCCAAGAGGCGUUGUCGGUGUAUGGCUCCAACUGCCCUGGAGGGAUGUCAACGAGGUACAUGGAUGGGAGCUUUGGCAUUGGGCGCUACACCUCCCCCUUGGUGCGAGGGGUCGACUGCCCGUACUCGGCCACCUACAUCGACACGCACUCUCUGUCUGAGACCCUGAGGCCCAGCAAGAGAAAGGCUUCCCUCUGCAUCUUUGAGCAGAACCUGGGCUCCCCUCUGAGGCGCCACUACUCCAACUUGCAGUCUCUCUACUACGGGGGGCUGGUCAACUCUGCUCUGGUCGUUCGGUCCAUUGCGACCGUUGGCAACCACAACUACGUGUGGGACUUCAUCUUCUACCAGAACGGGGCCAUCGAAGGCAAGGUCCAGGCCACGGGGUAUGCGAGCUCAUCCUUUCUCCAUGGGGACGGUCUGAGAUACGGCAAUAGGGUUUGGGAGCACACGCUGGGUACGAUACGCACCCAUUCCAUCAACUAUAAAGUGGACUUGGAUGUGGGAGGGGUGAAAAACUCCCUGGUGGCCCACGACAUGGCGUUUGAGAUGGUGCGGGCUCCCUGGAGCCUGGAGCAGCAGAUAGAGCGGCCACGACUCACCAAGAAAGUCCUGGACACGGAGGACCAGGCUGCCUUCCGGCUCCAGUCGAAGAUGCCCAGAUACAUCUACUUCGCGGCCAACAGCAAAAACAAGUGGGGCCACCAGCGUGGUUACAGGAUCCAGAUCACCAGUUUUGCGGGGGACCAUGUCCCCGAAGCCAGCUCCAUGGAGAGGGCCAUCAGCUGGGCAAGGUACCAGCUGGCCGUCACCCGGCGGAAGGAGGAGGAGCCCACCAGCACCAGCAUCUACAACCAGAACGACCCCUGGACGCCCACCGUCGCCUUCGCUGACUUCAUCAACAACGAGACCAUCACCAACGAGGACCUGGUUGCCUGGAUAACCACUGGUUUCCUUCACAUCCCGCACUCUGAGGAUAUUCCCAACACUGUGACGGUGGGAAACUCAGUUGGCUUUCUCCUGAGACCCUACAACUACUAUGACUUGGACCCCUCCAUAUACUCACAUGAUGGCGUGUUUUUCACCAGCGAGCAAGACUUCACGGCAUGUGAAAUCAACCCUAUUGCAUGCCUGCCCAAAACUGCCUCUUGUUUGCCAAACUUCCCCCCGUUCACCUUUGAUGGUUUCCAAAAUGUAAGCAGGCUUUAACGCUACAGGACGGUGUUAGGAGACACAGUCAGAGACACCAGGUUGACUGUUCUGUCUCAGAUUUUCAGUUUUUUAGUGAAGUUGUCUCAAUUUCCCAUUGUGCAAUGGCUUCACUUUUUAUCAUUGCUUUUUAAAAUAGUGCUCUUUAAAAGGGAAGCAUAAUCUUCCUGGCAUGAUGCCAGAUGGGAAUCUACAUUAUCUCUGUUAAUUGCUGAAUUUGAGUCUGUUGCAGGAGGAAAGUGAGGAGAAAAUCCUGUUCCUCUGCUGUAGAAGCAAGCGCUGUGUAGUGUUUAUCUCAGGUUAAAAAAAUGAAAAUGGUUCUCUGGUCCAGUGC